This is a messenger RNA of Sporothrix brasiliensis 5110, 540 nucleotides long. RefSeq lists its product as uncharacterized. The transcript is spliced from 2 exons. Bases 1 to 540 code for a protein of 179 amino acids. NCBI's taxonomy places the organism in Eukaryota, Fungi, Ascomycota, Sordariomycetes, Ophiostomatales, Ophiostomataceae. The record is from RefSeq and is a predicted model, not a curated record.
AUGGCCUCGUCGACUCCAACCGCUGCACCGGCCCCAGCCCGGCCUCCGUUUCCACCGUUCACGCGCGAAACGGCAGAAAAAAAGGUCAAGGCCGCUCAGGAUGCCUGGAAUACAAAGAACCCCUCGAUCGUCGCCCCGGCCUACACCGAGGACUGCAUCUGGCGCAACCGCGACGCGUUUUUGCAGGGCCACGCCGCGAUUGUCCGGUUCCUCGAGGGCAAGUGGUCGCGCGAGAGCGGCUACCGCCUGCGCAAGGAGCUCUUUGCCUUUACCGACGACCGCAUUGCCGUGCAGUUCUGGUACGAGUACUUUGUGGAAGGCAAGGACGGCAAGGGCGACGGCAAGGGCGACGGCAACGGCAAGGGCGGCGAGAAACAGUGGUACCGGUGCUAUGGGCUGGAGGACUGGACGUUUGCGGCGGACGGGCGCAUGCGGAAGCGCAUGAUGAGCGGCAACGACGUGGCGAUUGCCGAGGACGAGCGCUGGUUCCGCGACGGCGUGGACGUCAACACGGUGCCCAUCAGUGAGAAGCAUUGGUAG